AUGCUCAACAGGAUUUUCUUUGCUCUCCUUUUUGUCAGUCUGUACAGUUCGGGGUCUUCGCUGAACUGCAGAUGGAUGCAAGAUAAAUUCAAAGAGCACAAUGAACAGAUGCUGGACCUACUGGACACCAUGGCUAAUAAUUCUACCAACGCCACUGAGGAUUCUGAAGGGGAGAACACUGUGGCCUUCCCUCACAAGCUGUACAGCCAUGCGUCCAGCGCAUCGGCUACAGAUAAACUUGCGUUCGUAGUUCAGAUUCUGGAGGAGACAGCUGCCCUGUUUGAGGAGGAUCACAGCGCUGCACCAUGGGAGGACAGCACAGUGGACGCAUUUCUCAUUGUUCUCAACAGACAGGCUGAUGAACUGAGCUCCUGUAUUGGGAGCCACAAGAAGAACACGAAGCUGCACAUGUAUUUCAAGAGACUCUCAGGUCACAUCCUGAAGAAAAUGGGCCACAGUGCUGAAGCCUGGGAGAUGAUCAGGACGGAAAUCGAAUUUCAUGUCAUGAGAGCACAUCAGCUGGCUUUAUCUCCACGCACUGCCAACUAA
Amphiprion ocellaris (clown anemonefish) is the source of this 549-nucleotide messenger RNA. Its product is annotated as interferon a3-like. The transcript is spliced from 5 exons. Gene Ontology annotation, biological process: defense response; response to exogenous dsRNA. The record is from RefSeq and is a predicted model, not a curated record. Gene Ontology annotation, molecular function: cytokine receptor binding. NCBI's taxonomy places the organism in Eukaryota, Metazoa, Chordata, Actinopteri, Pomacentridae. Gene Ontology annotation, cellular component: extracellular region. Bases 1 to 549 code for a protein of 182 amino acids.